GGUGAGUGCGGGUACACCACUGUGGCGCAUAAAAACACGCACUCGUAGACGGCGCAACACUGAGCGCCAAACAAACCAGAAGGCAAUGUGGUGGUGGAGCGUAUUGCUGCUGCUGUUGGAGCAAAUGUUAGUAGCGUGGCUUGUAUCGAUGGUGGGGCUGCAUACGAUUGUGGAGGGUGGUAGUUCACCGGUUACCACCACCACCACCACUACUAGCGUGCAACUUGCACGCGCACAGCUAGUCACCGCUCGACGUAUGCAACCGUUCUGGACCAGUACCGGAUUAUGUCCGCCCGAGCCACGAAACGCAACCGGCGCGUUCCUGGUGUCGAAAGAUUCGUUCAUGAACUUGGAGCUGAUUGGUUCGCUGCCGAACCGGGGCCUAAGCCAUGUGCGGAUACAUUGGCUGCUUGAGCUUCUUGAAGUUGUCCGCGAACGGGAACAGUUUUAUUUUAACUUUACCAGACUAGACGCCAUCCUGGACCAUCUUCGUCUCGUUGGGCUGCAUCCGGGGUUCGAGCUGAUGGGUGUACCGAAAGAAAGCGAUCCUCCAGCAGUGGCGCUGGUGUCGCGAUCUUAUCCGCCGAGCUUUUGGACGGACAUGGUUCAGCAGCUGGUGGGAAGAUAUGCAGCCCGGUACGGUGUGCAGUAUGUAAGCAGGUGGCGAUUCGAAACGUGGAACGAGCCCGACUUACGGAGCUACAAUUUGUUAAACUUCACCGUGAACGAUUACCUUUCCUACGUCUAUGCCAUCCGGGAUGGUUUGCGCGCAGCGGCUCAAAGGUAUGGAAUGGUAGCCCCAAAGAGGAAAUUGUUCCCACUGUACGGGCCAGCGGGCCUGUUCAAAUCGGUCCAACAUCAUCCGUUUUGUUGGUCCGCGGUAAAGGCUUGCAGUGCGAACAUUACGCACGGCUGCCCGUUCGACACGAUCACGUUUCAUCGGAAGGGUAGCGGCCGGUGGGCCUCGGAAGUGCUGGACGGUGGACGUGAGCUGCUGGAGGAUGUGCUGAACCGUUUUCCGCCCGUCGGACGUCUUAAGUUUGCCAACGACGAAGCCGAUCCCGUAGCCGGAUGGUCUAGUGGUCGCCCGUUCCAGGCGGAUGUACGGUACGCGGCGAUGCUGUUCUCCAUCGUCACCCAGCACUGGUCAGCAAUCGCAACGCAGGCCAACGAACUGGGACGACGGUUGCACUUUCUGUCGCACGAUAAUGCGUUUCUCAGCUACUAUCCGUACGUUUUCGAGCAGCGUACGCUCUUUGCACGGUUCCAGAUGAAUCUUACCAAGCCGCCGCACGUACAGUUCAUCGCCAAGCCAGUGUUUUCCGUGCUCGGACUGCUGGCAAACUUAGCGCCAGUCGCUACGGCCACACAGUUUUUGCCCGGAAACAUCUCGUACGUCCUGUCGGUGGAUGAAGGCUCGCAGUAUGUGUGUCUGGUGGCAUCACGCUCAAAUGAUAGUUCCCCGCUGUGGGAAAAACGAUCGUACCUUAACAUAACCAUCCCGGUCGAUAUGGUUCGGGGUGCGCGUGCUCACCCGGCCAUGGUUCAUCGGGUAAGCUGCCUUGUGGAAGGGAUCCAGGAUGGACGCAACGAUCCGUUUCGAUUGUGGCAGCUGCAAGGCAGGCCAGCGUAUCCGACGACUGACCAGCUGGCUGCAAUGCGCGAAAUGCAGCUUCCGAGCGUGUUGCACGCCGAAACUCGUCGGACGGUACAGUUUGGAACGUUGUCGAAAGGUAUAGACAUUUCUCUAAGCUUGCGCGGCCCUUGGAUUGUCAGCGUGAGAUUGUGCAGCGCCGAUUACGCCCCUCCUGGCCGGGUGCACAACGUGCGCGUUAGAACCGUGUUUCGCAACGAGAUUAUAGUUCAUUGGCAUAUCUCAAUCGGGAACAAGCAACAAAAUCGGUGUAUUCAAACGUAUGAAGUGUGGUUCAAAGCUACAAAGCUAGAACGAGUGGCGGGGAACGGGCGCAAGGAAACCGGUACACCGCAGGGCAGAUGGCGUCACAUCAAUGCUGCCAAGCAUACACCCUUCAUGUUUUAUCAAUACGCGCGCAACAUCCGUUCGCCUGCAGCAGGUACGCAAGCUGCCUGUAAAGAAGUAUGCUCUGACUUGACUGGAUAUUAUAAGGUGCGAGCUGUAGAUUUGUUCGGUAGGAAAGGACCAUUUUCAAGAGCAGUUUACUAUGAGGCAAACGAGCUAUAAUAGUUAGAGUAGAUCCGGGUCGCGUUGACCAUUCUGCAAUGCUCUUACAAGCCAUAUUUGAUUAGGGUGACAACAUUUCUCCUGUAUCGAAGCCUACAAAAUCUACCAUUUGCAUUACUUUUUGAAUUUCUUCUACCUAAGCGGGUGAUUAUGGGACAAGAUCUGGUGCAACAACUAUUAACUCUUGGUAGUAUCAGCAGUAUCUUCCACGAUGGUGUACUCGAGUACUUUGAUGGUUCUCUUAUUGCAAAGGAACUCUUCUUAUUCGAUCUCUACUUGCCGAUCAUACAUUUCCAUACCGAAUGCCUUCGCUCAUUGUUCGAAGGUCUGCAAUUACCUACAGUUGUGAAACUGUAAUCCGUAGCUUGGUCUCCGGACUCGUGAACACAAGUGCAAACAAAACUGCCUGCAGUGGUAGUGAACAGAUAAAGAUGUUCCAUCUCCGGAGUGGUAAGGUGUUGAGCGCUCCAGAAUGCGGAGAGUGUACCGGUCAGCGGACUGGUGAUAGCUAGGACGUUCGGACCAAUGUGAGUACAGGCCACACACACCAUUCCCACAGCCCUUUCCAUCGCGUCCAUUAACAUGUAUAAGUCCGCUUGCAUAUGGGCACCAGCGCAAUUUGGUUUGACUUGAGACAAGAGAGCUGGUUGGAAAUGAUUAACACCAACUCCAUCCACGAUCGGAUAGGAAAGACGUGUUAAAUGCGGCAAAGCGUCCAGUUGAGGAGAGGUAAUUCCCAAUGGCGCUAACGUUUGCACCAAGCUUCUUCUAGCUUACGAAUUGUGUCGUAAGUAAGGUCAAUCUGCAAGGAAUCCUGCGACUGUCGUCUGUCGAUAGCGUCCAGGGAAGAACGAGUGUGUCGAACUAUUUUUGACCUUUGACAAUUGAUGCACGCUUUGGUUCAUCCAGUUUCAUUCAUCUUCAUUCAUGGAUGGCCAGAAAAAAUCGUGAGGAAAGUCAUUUUUUGAUGCUCUUAUUCCGUGAUGUGAUAGUUAAUGGAUAUUAUCGAAUGUGGUUUUUCUUAAACUUUCAGGGACAAAUAUUUAUUAACUCAGUUUGUUCCAUUAUCACUAAAGAAUUCCACUGUCUUUCUGAUUCCAGUUAUUUCUUUUGUUAGCUUUAUGAAUGUUUUCCAUUUUGACGAUAUGUUAGCACAUUUAGAAAAUUUGUGCUCUAAUGUUUCUACCUCGUUGCAAUGGGAACAUUUUUCCGUGUUGGAUAAAUUCAUUUUAUGGAGAAUUUCAU
This is a messenger RNA of Anopheles stephensi (Asian malaria mosquito), 3448 nucleotides long. RefSeq names its product alpha-L-iduronidase. NCBI's taxonomy places the organism in Eukaryota, Metazoa, Arthropoda, Insecta, Diptera, Culicidae. Gene Ontology annotation, molecular function: L-iduronidase activity. The coding region runs from base 86 to 2203 and encodes 705 amino acids. Gene Ontology annotation, biological process: carbohydrate metabolic process. The transcript has 7 exons. The record is from RefSeq and is a predicted model, not a curated record.